AUGGAUCCACUCGGCUGGGCCAAGAUACGAUGUCCCUGGCGCUAUUAUCUCCCCAGGCUGCUGUUGCAGCUGUUUUUGGCCCUGUGUUUCUUCUCCUACCUGCGUGUGUCCCACGACGAGGCCCCUAAGUCGGAGGCCACUGCAGCCACCACGGGGCCCCCGACACGCUCGCCCCUGCUUCUCCUGCUGUGGACGUGGCCAUUUAACACCCCUGUGGCUCUGUCCCGCUGCUCAGACCUGUGGCCCGGCACGGCCGACUGCCAGCUGACCGCCAACCGCAGCGUGUACCCUCAGGCGGACGCGGUCCUCGUGCAUCACCGAGAGGUCAGCUAUCGGCCAGAGGAGCUGCUCCCACCGUCCCCGAGGCCACCGGGCCAGCGCUGGGUCUGGUUCAACAUGGAAUCGCCUGUCCACUCCCCUCAACUGAAGGCCCUGGACGGACACUUCAACCUCACCAUGUCCUACCGCAGAGACUCAGACAUCUUCACGCCAUACGGCUGGCUCGAGCCGUGGCCAGGCCCUCCGGCCAGUGCCCCAGUCAACCUCUCGGCCAAGACCCAGCUGGUGGCCUGGGUGGUGUCCAACUGGAGGCACGACUCAGAGCGGGUGCGCUACUACCAGCAGCUCCGCGUGCAUCUCCACGUGGACGUGUACGGCCGCUUCCACCGGCCGCUCCCCCGGGCGCUCAUGACCGAGCAGCUGUCCCAGUACAAGUUUUACCUGGCUUUCGAGAACUCCUUGCACCCCGACUACAUCACAGAGAAGCUGUGGAAGAACGCCCUGCAGGCCUGGGCCGUGCCCGUGGUGCUGGGCCCCGGGCGCAGGAACUAUGAACAGUUCUUGCCGCCCGACGCCUUCAUCCAUGUCGACGACUUCCAGAGCCCCAAGGAGCUGGCCCAGUACCUGCUGGCGCUGGACAGGGACCACGCCCGCUACCUGACCUACUUCCGCUGGCGGGAGACGCUGCGGCCUCGAUCCUUCAGCUGGAACCUCAUGUUCUGCAAGGCCUGCUGGCGGCUGCAAGAGGAAGUCAGGUACCAGACGGUGCCCAGCAUCGCCUCUUGGUUCACGUGA
Pteropus alecto (black flying fox) is the source of this 1074-nucleotide messenger RNA. RefSeq names its product galactoside 3(4)-L-fucosyltransferase. The record is from RefSeq and is a predicted model, not a curated record. The coding region runs from base 1 to 1074 and encodes 357 amino acids. The transcript is spliced from 2 exons. Gene Ontology annotation, molecular function: alpha-(1->3)-fucosyltransferase activity. NCBI's taxonomy places the organism in Eukaryota, Metazoa, Chordata, Mammalia, Chiroptera, Pteropodidae. Gene Ontology annotation, cellular component: membrane.